UGGAGCGCUUGGACGAUGGCGGUACCGGGGCUGCUGCUGCACUUGGGUCUGUACAUCAGCAGCUUCGUCUGUGGGAUUGUUGCCGCCGCGUCUGUCACCAUCGUCCAGGGUCACUUUGGAAGUCUGUGUAUGCUGUAUGGACACGUCAGCUACAAUGCAACAGGAGGCCUUAUUGGUGUCCAGUCGUCCAGCUCCCCGUCUAUGUGUUAUUUUGUGUCGGCCAUAUCAAUCAUUGUGGCAGUGGUGUGUUUCUCACAGACUGUGUCCUGGGUGUAUGCUAUGUGCUCUGACGGGGAUGUCAAAAGGGAGCGUGUGUGGAUGAACCUGAUCACGGUUGUGUGCGGCAUCUUCCUGUUCUUCCUGCUCGUCACGGGGUGCAUUUUGAGGGUCGGACGCAACUCACUCUGCAGCUCGCUCAAACAAACUGUUCCCAACAUUACCAGCUGUGAGGAUGCCCAGACUAGAAAAUGGGUCGGUACGCUUAAUGGAGAAUCAUUUUACAGCAGUCUACACAGAGCAGAGACGGCAGUGUGGGUCAACUUCUUCUUCUGGCUCAUCAUCGGGGUUCUGGUGAUCGUUCAGAACUGUCGGAGUUCAGGGUCAAACAUGAUCACAGGAGGUGACAGAGGGCACGAUGGGCCUUUCGGUGGUUCAGGGGCAACUCCUGAAGAGACGGAGCCAUUUUUCAACCGUCCUUCAGGGCCACAGUGAGGAUGCAUAUUACAGAAGCGCAUAUGUUAGCACAAAAUGAUAAGGUGGGCGUACAUGUAGAAAAAGGAUAAACGCAUUUAGAGUGCACUGCCUUCAAUCUCAAGCAUUUUUGUCAAUACCAACAUGUUCGAGAUACCAUAUGGAACUUAAAAAAGCAAUUUGUGAUUAAUUGGCAGAAGCGUUAUUGCUCGACAAGGAUGGGAUUCAAGACCACGUGUCCCUCGUCAGGUGCACAUAUGUUGUUAAAACAAUCAACCGUGUCUGUCUGAAGCAGACUCACCACACACAACGAGAUUAAAUUGUUGAUAUUUGUGUUUGCCCAGUUCCCAUAUUUAACACAUCUCAAAUGUGUAACUACUGGCUCACACAGAGAUGUGAAUGUGUGCUUCUUUGUUUACACAGCUGAGAAAUGGGAGACUGUUCAUUGCAGGAAUUUAAAUUUCACUAGUAUGAUCAGACUUUGUACUUUUGAUGCAGCUAGAAGAUGUGUGUUAUGUUAAACAUAUUAAUUUUGCAAAUUAACCACACUGGGUCUCGGUAUCUCAAGGUCACGUUUUUUAAUCCAUCUGAAGUCUUUACUGAGUACAUGGUCCUCCAUGCCACCAGUUUUAUUGUUUGUUGUCUUCAUUCUUUGCUAGGCCUAUUUCUCUUCUUUUCAUUUUGUCUUCAAAUUGUUGUUUUUGGAUUGUUCAUUGUCAGAGUGUGAACUAAACCACUGUUUGAAAGAGCACUCAUUAGACACAAUAGGAAUAACAUUAUGCCAUAUUAUGUUUCAGUGUUGCUGUUUGAUGUGAUGCUGCUUGACACAUGAUGUGCUACUUUUUUUAAACAAUAAACCAGAGCGUUUAAUCACAAUGACCUUUUUUAAAAUCUGUCGUCCUGUUUAAAGCUUCUAUUUAACAGGCGGUUACUUAAGAGAAUGACCACAUGACAGUGGAUAUGUUGAGCUGUGUCGCCCUCUGCUGGUUGACAAUAGGUAAAGACUCAGCUCCAACAGACCCACAACACAAAUGCGAACCUGAGGAGAACAACAACAAUUU
This is a messenger RNA of Monopterus albus (swamp eel), 1751 nucleotides long. RefSeq names its product transmembrane protein 179Ba (gene tmem179ba). The record is from RefSeq and is a predicted model, not a curated record. The transcript is spliced from 5 exons. Lineage: Eukaryota; Metazoa; Chordata; Actinopteri; Synbranchiformes; Synbranchidae. The coding region runs from base 16 to 711 and encodes 231 amino acids.